Messenger RNA from Drosophila suzukii, 1676 nucleotides. RefSeq names its product Cdc20/fizzy protein cortex (gene cort). Gene Ontology annotation, molecular function: anaphase-promoting complex binding; ubiquitin ligase activator activity; protein binding. Lineage: Eukaryota; Metazoa; Arthropoda; Insecta; Diptera; Drosophilidae. The record is from RefSeq and is a predicted model, not a curated record. Gene Ontology annotation, cellular component: anaphase-promoting complex. Gene Ontology annotation, biological process: positive regulation of ubiquitin protein ligase activity; anaphase-promoting complex-dependent catabolic process; positive regulation of anaphase-promoting complex-dependent catabolic process.
AAGAUUACUGUUCAUGCAACUGUAAUAACUCUCUCGGGGCCUAGAAAAUAAAUUCUCUCAAUACUAUAACUCUAAAAUGGCGCAAACGAAACAGAAAGAUCUUAAUGUUCGUCGAGAUGAGUGUGUGCGACAGUCCCAAUAAAAAUUCCAAGCUGGACAAAAAAUCCCUGACCCCUUUUAAGAAGGUACGCCGCAAAAACUGGAAGCAGGAGGCGGUCUACAAGAGUGACAUAAGCAAGGGCCAAGAGGUGUCUUAUGUCGGUGAAAGGUUUAUUCCCAAGCGCUUUAAUCGCCAGAAUAUUGAAUUCAAUCUGAAAUACAUUGGCAAGCGGGAAGAGCACGAUAUUCUGGAAACGGGUGAGACUUUAACGGACAGCUACUGGAGACAGAGUGGCUUCAUAGCCAACAUUAACCGAACCUUUGGGAUCCAGGAACGCCGGCUGCUUCAGUUCUACAGCCAGCAAGGAACCCGUUCCAGGGUAGUGGACAGUGAAUCCUCGGACUCGGACUGGCCAUGUCAUCCCCGGGCGCGUCCACAUGCCAUUCAGAAUGCCACCCAUGAAAUGCCCGGAAUAUGCAGUCCCGUCGACUACAACAUGAUGGACUGGUCGUCCGGCGGCAUGGUGGCCAUGUCCUCCGGUCAGGACAUCAUGCUGUGGCGCAACCUGGACGAGAGCACCAUGGUCUUCAGCGUUGAUUCGCCCACUUCCCUCAAGUACUCGCCCGACGGCAAAUAUCUGGCCAUCGGCUGCAUGGAUAGAAACUACCCAGUGCUGGACCUCUGGGAGGUAAGAUCGCCCAUGGAGUUUUUGGUCUCCUAUCGCAAGUUGAUCUUUAAAUCCAUGGGCUACAUAAGUUGCAUCGAGUGGUCACACGACGGCAAGGAGCUCACUUGUGGCACCCAGUGCGGAAUCAUCCUCGUGCUGGCCAUGCCCAAGCUGAGAACUCUGAAGCAGUUCCACGAGCACCGGCACAAGGUUAACAAAAUCAAGUUUGAUCCCACUCGAAAGUAUUUUGCGUCCAGCGAUACGGAUGGCAAGAUUUUUAUCUUCGAUGCCGGACUGAAGGUUCGCCUGCUGAAGCUGGGCGGCCGAUCUAUACUCUUCGACUGGCAUCCCUGGACCGGUGAGGAUUUAGUUGUUGCUGAGCGAAGUCCUGCCUCGAUUUUCAUCUUUAACAUCCCACGGCGGCAAUUUGUGGCCUCGUACAGGCGCAGGGAUGACAGGAUAGUUAUAAAGACAGUCACAUUUAGCAAGAUCACGGGCGAGUUGCUGGUCAACGUUAUUCGGCGUGAUGAUUCGGAUUUUGCAGUUUGCGAAAUAUUAGUGCUGGCCUCCUUAAAUCGAGUGGUUGAUUUGAUGUCCCACCAGGAUCGCGGCACCCUGUUCCUGAUGUGGAACCCAGAUGGAACAAACAUAGCCACUGGCGGCCUGGAUGACACCUUCUCACUGUGGAACUUUUUUCCCACCCACAAACGGAAUGCCAUACUCCGAAAACAGGAGCAAAAGGCCAAGGACAAAUGCAGCUCAUUGAGCCUCUAUAAAGGAAUUCGGUGAACAGUUUACAAUUUGUUUUACUUAAUGUUUAUCAUGUUAUGUGUCUAGUCUUCGAACCAAUUGUGCUUUUCAUUAUUUAUUCAAUUCAUAUUGCUUCCAUAAAAAUUCCAUUGGAUUUAA